Messenger RNA from Salvia splendens (bonfire salvia), 1567 nucleotides. RefSeq names its product transcription factor bHLH112. Gene Ontology annotation, cellular component: nucleus. The transcript is spliced from 6 exons. NCBI's taxonomy places the organism in Eukaryota, Viridiplantae, Streptophyta, Magnoliopsida, Lamiales, Lamiaceae. The record is from RefSeq and is a predicted model, not a curated record. Gene Ontology annotation, molecular function: protein dimerization activity; RNA polymerase II cis-regulatory region sequence-specific DNA binding; DNA-binding transcription factor activity, RNA polymerase II-specific. Bases 270 to 1175 code for a protein of 301 amino acids. Gene Ontology annotation, biological process: regulation of transcription by RNA polymerase II.
UAAUACUUAAUUAGUACUCCCUUUUAUAAUCUCAGAAUCAACCACUACGAAUAUAUUUCCUGCUUAAUUAAUAUGUCUGGUCUAAUUAAAAACUCUCGGGACCAGAUUGAGAUUCCACCCCCUUCCGUACCUGCAACAUUUAGUCACACAUAUAUAAAGAGCCAUACAAUACAAAUCACUUCACAUCUCAAAUUUGACAAGAUUUUAGGUAGAUUCAGAAGGAAGACCAAAUUUGAAAUAAAAGUUGAUAAUAUCUAUCAGCUGGUGCCAUGGCAGAAGAGUUGAUAAGCUGGUGGAAUUCGCCGCGGAAUCUCUUCAGUUCGUCGCCAUGCUCGUUGGCGUCCAACGACAUAGCGAGCUUGGGCUGGCCGACCGAGACCAGAAGUGUACGUUCAAGCCAUGAAUCCGAUGGUUUUCAUCACCACCACCCGCCUCCUCCGCACCCCAAAUUGGAUGGCUUGAAUCAACCUUUGCUCGGAAGAUCAGAGGGCAAUUAUUCUGACUUGCUGCUGGAUUCAAGCAUGAAUUAUCGGGCUCAAUUGAAUUUUAGUGAAGAAGAUUCAUCGAUGAAGCAAAGUUCAGCUUCAUCCUUGUUCGAUACGGAUUCUCAACCCUAUCCAUCUUUAUUACAUCAUCAAAUGAACUCAAACGGAUUCUUGCCUAAACCCUCUCCCUCUCCCUCUCCCUCUCCCGCUGCUGAUAAUCGCUUAUGGAUUAAUCCAUCAGCGUUGAGUAACGUUCGUCCGCCUCACAAUCACAGCAUCACUGCUAAGGAGAAAACGUAUCAUGAACAAGCCACAUUUAAACGUCCACGAAUCGAAACUCCGUCCCCGUUGCCAACCUUCAAGGUCCGAAAAGAAAAACUUGGGGACAGAAUCACCGCCCUACAGCAGUUGGUUUCACCUUUCGGAAAGACUGACACUGCAUCCGUCCUCCACGAAGCUAUCGAGUACAUCAAGUUUCUCCAUGAUCAAGUCAAUUCAUUAAGCACGCCAUACUUGAAAUAUGGAUCUCCACCGGUGCAGGCAGGAGAGAAAAGCAAGGAUGAAGAAGGGGUAACAAAGGACCUCAAAACUCGAGGACUGUGCGUCGUCCCUAUAUCGAGCACCUUCCCCGUUGCAGCCGAGACCACCUCAGAUUUCUGGACACCUACAUACGCCGCAAGCUUCAGAUAGAUAUCGUGCAAUUUACACACACACACAACAAAAAAAAGAAACAAUAAUGUAAGAUAUGGAUGCGACAAGAAUGGAGGGCCUGUUAUACAUGUAUUGAAGAAAAGCAAGAAAAAGGGAAAGUGAAAAAAAACGAAGUGAUUGUUGAAGGAAGACAGCGCAUGCUGGGCCACACUUGGAAAAAAAGAAGACAUCAAAUAUGAAAGCAUAGUAGAACUAAUUGAUGUAGCAUUUCAUAAAAUUGUAAUCAUCAAGAGGAUGUUAAGGAAAAGGGACUGGAACUGAUGCUAAAUUUAGCUUUUACUCUACUUUAUUAGUGUUUUAGGAGAUGUGCAUUAUCGGUUUGAGCUGUAUUUAGCAGCUUAAUUAAUUGUUAAUCAAGCGGUUCUCAUUUU